This is a messenger RNA of Eurypyga helias (sunbittern), 1179 nucleotides long. It is a transcript of the gene OXTR, whose product is annotated as oxytocin receptor. Lineage: Eukaryota; Metazoa; Chordata; Aves; Eurypygiformes; Eurypygidae. The transcript is spliced from 2 exons. Gene Ontology annotation, cellular component: membrane. Gene Ontology annotation, molecular function: oxytocin receptor activity; peptide binding; vasopressin receptor activity. Gene Ontology annotation, biological process: regulation of systemic arterial blood pressure by vasopressin; female pregnancy; positive regulation of vasoconstriction. Bases 1 to 1179 code for a protein of 392 amino acids. The record is from RefSeq and is a predicted model, not a curated record.
AUGGAGAAGUUGUACUUGGCGGGGAGCAGCGUAUGGACGACCAACGGCUCUUUGGGGAACGGCAGCCUCCGCCUGGAGAACCAGACCUCCGGGAGGAACAGCACCACGGACCCCCUGAAGAGGAACGAGGACAUGGCCAAGGUGGAGGUGACAGUCCUCUGCCUCAUCCUGUUCCUCGCCCUGACAGGCAACCUGUGCGUGCUGCUGGCCAUCCACACCACCCGGCAGAAGCACUCCCGCAUGUACUUCUUCAUGAAGCAUUUGAGCAUUGCUGACCUGGUCGUGGCCAUCUUCCAGGUGCUGCCCCAGCUCAUCUGGGACAUCACCUUCAGGUUUUAUGGGCCAGAUUUCCUUUGCCGGUUGAUCAAGUACUUGCAGGUAGUGGGGAUGUUUGCUUCCACCUACAUGCUCUUGCUGAUGUCCCUGGACCGUUGCUUGGCCAUCUGUCAGCCUCUGAGGUCUCUGCACAGGAGAGCGGACCGGGUCUCUGUCCUUCUCACCUGGCUGCUGUGCCUGCUGGUCAGCAUCCCUCAGAUCCACAUAUUUUCUCUGAGGGAUGUGGGGAAUGGGGUUUAUGACUGUUGGGCAGAUUUCAUCCAGCCCUGGGGACCUAAAGCCUAUGUCACCUGGAUAACUCUCAUGGUCUACAUCAUCCCCGUGUUGAUGCUGAGCAUCUGCUAUGGCUUAAUCAGCUUCAAAAUCUGGCAGAACGUGAAGCUUAAGACAGCUCACGGGCCCAACACGGGUCUGAGCUCCGGCUCCCGCAGCGGGAUGGCAUUUGCCAGGGUCAGCAGCACCAGACUCAUCUCCAAAGCCAAGAUCCGGACAGUCAAAAUGACCUUCAUCAUAGUGUUAGCUUUCAUAGUGUGCUGGACUCCUUUUUUCUUUGUGCAGAUGUGGUCUGUGUGGGACACGAAUGCUCCGCAGGAAGCCUCCCCCUUCAUCAUCGCCAUGCUCCUGGCCAGCCUCAACAGCUGCUGCAACCCCUGGAUCUACAUGCUCUACACGGGGCACCUCUUCCACGACCUGAUGCGGCGCUUCCUCUGCUGCUCCACGCGCUACCUGAAGUCGCGGCCGGCGUGCGACCUGAGCGUCAGCAAGAAGAGCAACUCCUCCUCCUUCGUCCUCGGCUGCAAGAGCGUGAGCCAGAGGAGCUUCAUGCAUCCAUCCACGACAUGA